AUGAGGCGCGUGGGGCUCCUCCACUUCCACGGCUUCCUCAACGCCCUCGCCUCCGACCCCAUGCCGCUGCAUGUUCAGUGGGUGUGCUCGCUGCACUUCCAGUGCUUCCUCACCAGCCUCGCCUCACAUGCCUUGCCUCUCCACAUUCAGCGCCUGCGCUGUCGAUGCAUGUUCCACGCCCUCACCUUCCUGCCAGCCGUCCAUGCCACCGCACAGCUGGCCAUCCAACGGCUACGAUCAGCCGCUGGGGUGCUGCCACGUGUGCAAGAGCAGUGGAUGGAUGGCGAGGAUGAAGCAGGGAAUCGCGGUGCUGGGAAUGGGGAAAAUCAGGGCAAAAAAUAUGAAAGAGAAAAGAUGGAAGGCCAGGUUGAGAGUCAGGUGAGAGCUCAGGUGAAAGGUCAGGUGAAUGACACAUCUGGGCAAGUGCAGUCAGACAUAGGCCAUGUGGGCCCUCGAGAGCCAGAGCCCCCAGCAGGCAUCCCUCGCUACGUGGCGGCUCACAUCCCCUUUGACGCCGUCUCAGCCGCCUACUCCCUCUGCUCCUUCACCGCUCGCCACCACCACAACGACUACCACAACCAAACCCAAGACCAGAACCAACACGACAAUCAGUACGAGCAGCAGGGCCAGGGCCAAGAGCGGGACGAGGCGGAGGAGGAGUUGGAGGAGGUGAGGGACAUCCGGCGCCUGCUGUUCCCCGUGCUGCACGCGUACGAGCAGCAGGGCCGCCUCAACGCCCCCGACUGGUACCGCCGCAUCGGCCGCUGCCCCGUCGCCCCUGAGGAGGCGGCGCUGGUGCUGGCCGGCAUGGGCGUGGGGAGAAUGCGCCCGCUGUUCCUCGUAGGGGUGUCCGCUGAGCCGUGCAGGCUGGUGCUUGGGGGUGAAUCGGUGCUGAGCGGUGGGGAUGGUGGGAUGCAGGGUGGGAGGGAGGAAGAGUGGCGGGAGGAGGAGGGGUGGCGAGGGGCUGCGUGGGAGCAGGAGGAGCAGGAGGGGCGGAUGAGGGCGCAGCAGGAGCAGCAGCUGAGGGGGCCGGGCAGGCGGUGGUUCAACGGGUGCCGGCGGUUGGAGGCAGUGCGAGCGCUCUUCCCCUUCCUCUUGUCCAUCGAUACCCUCCUCUCCCCUCUCGAGAUCGCCCCCUACUCCCACUCGCCUCUCCUAAUCACCGCCCUUGAAACCAUUGUGGCCAGCGAAUCAGAUCUCUUCCUUGCCGCGGACGGCAGCAGCCAGCUGGCAGCGCUCGUGGCCGGGCGGCGCAUGUACUUCGGAUCCAGAUCUGACAAAAAAUCUGGUUACCAGCAUGGUUACAGGCCGUCUGUGCGUAUCAACCGCGCACAGCUGGCGGAGGAUCUGGGCGGCGGGAAAGAUUUGCGGGCGGGGGAAGAGUGGAUUGGGGAUGCGGAGGAGAGGAUAAUGGAGUGGGAGGAGGUGGAGGAGCGGGUGAGGGCGAUGGUGGGGGAGAGCAAGAGUGUGAGGAAGCGGAGGGUGUCUCGGAGUGUGUACAGGCAUCCUCGCGACGAGGCAUGCAUGUGCUUUGGGGAGGGGGGGAAGAGAGGCGAGGAGGUGGGGAGUGAGGAGUGGGGAGGUACUGGAGAAGAGAGGGGAAGGAAGAAGAAGCUGCAAGGGAGGGAGGUGAGGGGAGGGGGGUUAGGCAGGGCAGAUGUGGGAAGAAGUGGUGAUACUGGGUCUGGCAAGGGGUUGGAUGAUGGAGGGAGGUGGGAAGAGAAGGGGGAAAUAAGGGCAAAGAGGAGAGUGGGUAAGGAUGGGGGAAGCAAUGGGCCUGCCAAGAGGCAAAGGCUUCGAGGUGUGGUUGGGGGACGAGGGGUGAGUGUUGGUGUGGAUGAUGAUGAUGAGGAGGAUGAAGGGGAGGAUGGGGUUGAGUCUGGUGAAAGCAACAUGGAUAGGGAUGAAGAGGAAAGGGAAGUGGAAAGGACAAUAAGACUUCAUGCGAAUGGCUUCAUUCUCCCCGUUCUUGCCUCCCUCCCCUCGGAGCCUGUACGACUUUGGCAGCAACCUGCUCACCCUCAUGCUGAGGGAUUUUUUAGGCGCCUCAAGGAUGAGGGUGAGGCGGCCUCAAGGACCUUCUUGCCUCCCUCCCCUCGGAGCCUCCGCCCACCUCUCCCUCCGCUCCCAUCAAUGCAUGUACGACUCGGCAGCAUGCUGACGCGCGUGCUGAGCGGCGGCGACAUGUCGAGCUUGCCUACCGUCUCGGCCCAGGUGUCUCUCCAACGUUUCAAGCCCCCCUCUCUCCUCCACCACCCCCCGCCUCUCUUACCUCCCUCCCUUCAGAGCCUGUACGACCUGGGCAGCAAUCUGCUCACGCGCGUGCUGAGCGGCGGCGACAUGUCGGGCAUGCCCACAGCGUCUGGCGAGGUGUCGGACCUCGUCGGCCGCCCGCUCUUCUUCGCCCUCCACAACUGGUUCCUCGAGUCCGCGCUCUCCCCUCCCUGCACUAGUCCGCGCUCUCCCCUCUCUGCUCCCUGCUCCCCGCUCUCUGCUUUUUGCUCCUUUUCCUGUCCCUCGUGUGCAGCUAAGUCCCGCCUAGGAGGCGUGUACCGUCUCGCCUUCGGCCCCAAGGCCUUCGUGGUCAUCUCUGACCCAGUCGUUGCGCGCCACGUGCUCAAAGAGAACCCCUUCGCCUAUGACAAGGGCAUGCUGGCGGAGCUGCUGGAGCCCAUCAUGGGCAAGGGGCUCAUUCCCGCUGACUUUGACACGUGGAAGCAGCGCAGACGAGCCAUCGUGCCGGGCUUCCAUGCAGCAUAUCUGGAGGCCAUGGCGCUGGUGUUCUCAGAGUGCUCCAAGCGAUCGGUGGACAAGCUGCAAGCGCUCUGCGACCAGGCUGGAGCCGCCGCGGGGGGUGAGGGCGUGCGCAUGGACAUGGAGUCGGAGUAUUCGUCCAUAGCGCUGGACAUCAUUGGCAUCUCCGUGUUCAACUAUGACUUUGGGUCCGUGACGCGCGAGUCGCCCGUCAUCAAGGCCGUGUAUGGGACACUGUCGGAGGCCGAGCACCGCGCUACGUUCUACAUCCCCUACUGGAACAUCCCCUUUAUAAGCCUGGUGGUGCCGCGGCAGAUGAAGUUCCAGCAGGACCUCAAGGUGAUCAACGACUGCCUCGACGACCUCAUCACCCGCGCCCGCGCCACCCGCCAGGAGGACGAUCUAGAGGCGCUGCAGCAGAGGGACUACAGCAAGGAGGACGAUCUAGAGGCGCUGCAGCAGAGGGACUACAGCAAGGUGCGGGACGCGAGUCUGCUGCGCUUCCUGGUGGACCUGCGCGGGGAGGACUGUGACGACAAGCAGCUGAGGGACGACCUCAUGACCAUGCUGGUGGCCGGCCACGAGACCACCGCUGCCGUGCUCACCUGGGCUACUUACAUGCUCUCUCAGCACCCGCGUGUGCUGGCGAAGCUACAGGAGGAGGUGGACGCAGUGCUGGGCGACCGGCUGGCCACGCUGCAAGACAUCAAGUCCCUCGAGUACACCCGCCUGGUGGUAUCAGAGGCUCUCAGGCUCUACCCCCAACCGCCGCUGCUCAUUCGCCGUGCGCUGGCCAAUGACCAUCUGCCAUCUGGGUACAAGGGCAAUCCCGAGGGCUACAACCUUCCCAAGGGCACCGACCUCUUUGUCUCUCAUGUGAUCAUGAGCCAUGAGAGCAAGCAUGUGAUCAUGAGCCAUGAGAGCAAGCAUGUGAUCAUGAGCCAUGAGAGCAAGCAUGUGAUCAUGAGCCAUGAGAGCAAGCAUGUGAUCAUGAGCCAUGAGAGCAAGCAUGUGAUCAUGAGCCAUGAGAGCAAGCAUGUGAUCAUGAGCCAUGAGAGCAAGCAUGUGAUCAUGAGCCAUGAGAGCAAGCAUGUGAUCAUGAGCCAUGAGAGCAAGCAUGUGAUCAUGAGCCAUGAGAGCAAGCAUGUGAUCAUGAGCCAUGAGAGCAAGCAUGUGAUCAUGAGCCAUGAGAGCAAGCAUGUGAUCAUGAGCCAUGAGAGCAAGCAUGUGAUCAUGAGCCAUGAGAGCAAGCAUGUGAUCAUGAGCCAUGAGAGCAAGCAUGUGAUCAUGAGCCAUGAGAGCAAGCAUGUGAUCAUGAGCCAUGAGAGCAAGCAUGUGAUCAUGAGCCAUGAGAGCAAGCAUGUGAUCAUGAGCCAUGAGAGCAAGCAUGUGAUCAUGAGCCAUGAGAGCAAGCAUGUGAUCAUGAGCCAUGAGAGCAAGCAUGUGAUCAUGAGCCAUGAGAGCAAGCAUGUGAUCAUGAGCCAUGAGAGCAAGCAUGUGAUCAUGAGCCAUGAGAGCAAGCAUGUGAUCAUGAGCCAUGAGAGCAAGCAUGUGAUCAUGAGCCAUGAGAGCAAGCAUGUGAUCAUGAGCCAUGAGAGCAAGCAUGUGAUCAUGAGCCAUGAGAGCAAGCAUGUGAUCAUGAGCCAUGAGAGCAAGCAUGUGAUCAUGAGCCAUGAGAGCAAGCAUGUGAUCAUGAGCCAUGAGAGCAAGCAUGUGAUCAUGAGCCAUGAGAGCAAGCAUGUGAUCAUGAGCCAUGAGAGCAAGCAUGUGAUCAUGAGCCAUGAGAGCAAGCAUGUGAUCAUGAGCCAUGAGAGCAAGCAUGUGAUCAUGAGCCAUGAGAGCAAGCAUGUGAUCAUGAGCCAUGAGAGCAGAGCAAGCAUGUGUUCAACAUCACCCGCUCGCCGCACUUCUGGAAGCAGACACAGUGCAGUGCACUUGACAUGUAUAGUUUGUUCUCUUGAACUUCGCCCCCCCUCCACGCUGCUCAACAUCAACAGGUCGCAGCACACCUGGGGGACAUACCAUAUGGUGUUCAAUAUCAACCGUUCGCCGCACUAUUGGGAGAAUCCGGAGGAGUUUCGGCCGGAGAGGUUCUUGGAGAGGAGGAGCGGCGACGGUAUCCCCGGGUGGGAUGGGUACGACCCUGACCGGCUGGCAGGGGCUCUCUACCCCAACGAGAAUAGGCGUACACUCCCACACUCCCCACCACUCCUUCCUUCCCUCCAGGUGGUCUCUGAUUUCGCCUUCCUCCCUUUUGGUGGCGGCCCGCGCAAGUGUGUGGGCGACCAGUUCGCGCUGAUGGAGUCCACAGUGGCGCUCGCCAUGAUCCUCCGCCGCUUCAACGUGCGCCUCGACGGGCCGCCGGAGGACACCGAGAUGGUCAUGGGAGCCACCAUGCACACCAAGUCCGGGCUCUGUCUCGGCUCUGGUGCCGCCUCAGACAGACCACAAGAGAAGGGUGUUGCUGCUGAUGCUGCUGGUGCUGCCGCGAAUGCGUGA
Molecule: messenger RNA, 5253 nt
Organism: Closterium sp. NIES-65
Lineage: Eukaryota; Viridiplantae; Streptophyta; Zygnematophyceae; Desmidiales; Closteriaceae
Source: the annotation of a GenBank genome assembly